This is a messenger RNA of Herpailurus yagouaroundi (jaguarundi), 13110 nucleotides long. RefSeq names its product CCR4-NOT transcription complex subunit 4 (gene CNOT4). Bases 190 to 1917 code for a protein of 575 amino acids. Gene Ontology annotation, cellular component: CCR4-NOT complex. Lineage: Eukaryota; Metazoa; Chordata; Mammalia; Carnivora; Felidae. Gene Ontology annotation, molecular function: metal ion binding; ubiquitin-protein transferase activity; RNA binding. The transcript is spliced from 11 exons. Gene Ontology annotation, biological process: protein ubiquitination. The record is from RefSeq and is a predicted model, not a curated record.
CUGAAGAGUUUUUUCCCCGACACUCGUUCAGUGGUCUCUUGUGAGGACGCGGCAGCGCGUGGAGUCGGCUAAGGGAAAAGCGAGGCAAGGCAGGCGGGUCUUUGAAGUUCUACAGUUUAGUUCUCAGUGCUGAACUUCCUUCUCCCUUAAGUUAUUAUAAACUUUUGCUGCUGUUCAAUAAUCGUGAAGAUGUCUCGCAGUCCUGAUGCGAAGGAAGACCCUGUGGAAUGUCCUCUUUGCAUGGAGCCCUUGGAGAUAGAUGAUAUCAACUUUUUCCCUUGCACCUGUGGCUAUCAGAUUUGCCGAUUUUGUUGGCAUCGAAUUCGCACUGAUGAAAAUGGGCUUUGUCCUGCAUGUAGAAAGCCAUAUCCAGAAGACCCAGCAGUUUAUAAACCACUCUCCCAGGAAGAAUUGCAGAGGAUAAAGAAUGAGAAAAAACAGAAACAGAAUGAGAGAAAACAGAAAAUAUCAGAAAAUCGCAAACAUUUGGCUAGUGUACGUGUUGUACAAAAAAACCUCGUCUUUGUUGUAGGUCUGUCUCAGCGCCUAGCAGACCCUGAGGUUUUAAAACGACCAGAAUAUUUUGGGAAGUUUGGUAAAAUACAUAAAGUUGUCAUCAAUAAUAGCACAUCAUAUGCAGGCUCACAGGGUCCAAGCGCCAGUGCUUAUGUAACCUAUAUCCGGUCAGAAGAUGCUCUCAGAGCCAUACAGUGUGUCAACAAUGUGGUAGUAGAUGGCAGAACACUUAAGGCAUCUCUAGGUACAACAAAAUACUGCAGUUACUUCUUAAAGAAUAUGCAGUGUCCGAAGCCUGACUGCAUGUAUCUACAUGAAUUGGGGGAUGAGGCGGCCAGCUUCACAAAAGAGGAAAUGCAGGCGGGUAAACACCAAGAAUAUGAACAGAAACUACUUCAAGAAUUGUAUAAAUUAAACCCCAAUUUUCUUCAACUGUCCACGGGUUCAGUUGAUAAGAAUAAGAACAAAGUGACGCCACUGCAGAGGUAUGAUACCCCCAUUGACAAACCUUCAGAUUCUCUCAGUAUAGGGAAUGGUGAUAAUUCACAGCAGAUAUCUAACAGUGAUACGCCUUCACCACCACCUGGUUUAUCAAAAUCCAAUCCUGUCAUCCCCAUCAGUUCAUCCAAUCACAGUGCACGGUCUCCUUUUGAAGGGGCAGUAACUGAGUCACAGUCGUUAUUCUCAGAUAACUUUCGCCAUCCCAACCCGAUCCCAAGUGGGCUUCCUCCUUUCCCCGGCUCCCCACAGACAUCCAGUGACUGGCCUACAGCACCAGAGCCACAGAGUCUCUUCACAUCAGAAACAAUCCCGGUAUCGUCCUCCACAGACUGGCAAGCAGCAUUUGGCUUUGGUUCUUCUAAACAACCAGAGGAUGACUUGGGUUUUGAUCCCUUUGACGUCACUCGAAAAGCCUUAGCAGACCUGAUUGAAAAGGAACUGUCAGUCCAAGACCAGCCUUCCCUUUCGCCCACGUCUCUUCAGAACUCCUCUUCACACACUACAACCGCCAAAGGUCCGGGCUCUGGAUUCCUGCAUCCUGCUGCACCGACAAACGCCAACUCUCUCAAUAGUACCUUUUCAGUCUUGCCACAGAGGUUCCCUCAAUUUCAGCAGCACCGAGCAGUUUAUAAUUCAUUCAGUUUUCCAGGCCAGGCAGCCCGCUAUCCUUGGAUGGCCUUUCCACGCAAUAGCAUCAUGCACUUGAACCACACAGCAAACCCCACCUCAAAUAGUAAUUUCUUGGACUUGAAUCUCCCGCCACAGCACAACACAGGUCUGGGAGGGAUCCCUAUAGCAGGGGAAGAAGAGGUGAAGGUUUCGACCAUGCCACUGUCAGCCUCUUCCCAUUCAUUACAACAAGGACAGCAGCCUACAAGUCUCCACACUACUGUGGCCUGACAACAGAACUGAGAGGAGAGGAUUAGACUCUGGGGUGCUUGCAUGGGCAACCGGAUUUUUGCAUGAUUCCUUUCUGAUUUCGCAUUUAAUGUAUACACCCAAAAGAGCCAAUAUAAACGUUCCUCAUGCCUACAACUAGUGUGUUACCUCAUAGUUGCUAAAGUAUUUCUUCUUUAGGCCUUUAACACUAUUUAUUAGCAUAAUAAUUUUGGCAUUGUUUCUCAUGAGUGAUACUAUUUUUAACUCACACAAAUAAACUUGUAGUACUAAUUAAGAUCCCAGAUGAGAUUAGCUAGAAUUGUUCUUAUUUUGGCUCUAUUAUUGAAAUUAUGCAAAGAUAAUGGUAGUUCCUUGUUUUCUGAUUUGUGAAAAAAAUGGUAAUAUCCUAAUAUACUCAUGAAAAAUUUGAAAAUUUAAGAAGAUAAUGUCUAUUGCAUUUCUUUGAAUACUUGAGAAGAAAGAAUACAUACAACACAAAACUGGUGGUGUCGCUUAAUGCUCAGAAGGAUGUUGUCAGCAUUUAUUUUUAGUUGUAUGGAUUAAUAUCCUAUAUGAAUGCAUUACGUGUUUAGAAACUGUUUUUGUUGUCUCUCAUUUGCACAUUUGCACUUUCUUUCUGAAUGGUUGUUAAUUAUAUACAGAAGGUUAAAAGAUAAUUAUUAUAGACUAAAUGCAAUAUCUCUUUUCUAAUGCACUGCCUAGUAUACCAGGAAAUGCCUCAGAAACAGAAUUUCAACUUACAGUUGAUUUAUCAGAAACUUGAAUUUGGGGUAAACAUUGUAUGUAAGAAGCAACCAUAGUAGUGUGACGUUUUUAUGGAACAACUGGUAGUUCUGUGAGAUACCUGUUUGAAACUUCGUUGUUUAAUAAUUGAAAUGUGAUAAUAAAGCUCUAUUACAAGUACCUGGCCAGAAUGAGACUAAGGUGGAGGAGAAGAGAUUGAGGAGCCUCUAAAAUUAGGCCAUGUGAGUUGUCCUAGGAAAUUUUAGUCUCAGAGUAUAGUGGCAUACUCUGUUAGGACAUAAUGUGAAGUGAUGUUUUCGGAUAAUACACACUUUUUUGACCUAGUUUGAAAGCUGACAAUGAAGGAAAAUAAACAAUUAAAUUCUGAGCGGUGAACAGAAACUGAUUCAGAAAACAUGACCGUAUUCUGCCUACAUGAAGCAUCUGGAAAGAAAGGGGAAAGUCCGCUCUCCUUUUUGACAUUUUCAGAAAACAAUUGUGAUAAAAGCUAUGCCUUUAUUUUUUGAAAAGUAUUAAAAGAGUAACAUGAAUACCAAAAAAGGAAGCCUAAGUAUUUAAAAUAAUAAUAAUUUUAAAACAUGUUAUUAGGAAGUGAUACUUAAUAUCAUGUUGGAGUUUUCAAGGGUACCUCUUCAUAUAAAGUCUGAUUAUUUUCUGUUAGGCAUAAUAAGCAAAUUAGAUGGUUUUGUCCUCAGGUAUAGCAGGUAAACUAAAAUCUGUUUUUAGUUAACCUUCGCUUUGGUUAACUGAGCGUGUAGGAACAGCUAACUAUCUAGCCAUUUAAAUUUUUUUUUUUUUAAUUCUGCAUAAAUGACAAUCUGUAAUUUCUAUUCAGAAGUGAUUUUAGGGCAGCAUUACAAGAAAUAUAGAAAAUGUAAAUAAAAUAUUGUAGCCUUCUUAGAAGCCUUUUAUCAUGAGUUAAUCAUGGUUCCAUUUUGCUCUAAGAGGUCAAGACAUCCACUUACUGUCUCCUGUGAUGUCAAGGUUUCUAGGCUUUGUUAACAAACUUGGGCUUCCUGUAAUGAAACUUACUAGUACCUAGCUUUCUCCAGCCCUCAGUGCAAGCCUUUCAGUGCCUGGAUCUUCUUACAAAGACAAAUGGUUCGCUCCCAUUUACUUUUACUUCUCUGUGUUGAGAGAGAGAUAACACGUGUUAAACAAUGCUUCUUUCCUGUGGUCACUUUCUCUCUCCUUUCUCCUUCCUAGCCAGGUACAAAAAAGUGUCAGGUGGUUUGUCUAGACUUGCUAGGACCCAGAACUCUCUCCGGUUUGCUUCUGUAUCCUCUACACUUUGACACACACCAUACAUCAGGAAAAUGCUUCUUGGGCAUUUAGGCUUCAGCUUACAUAUUUUCACAUUGAAUAGCUGAAGAUUAUCCUUUAACUUUGUGAUUUCAGGACCUUGUAAACCUAGAAUAAUAAGCCUCACCGUUUUGCUUAUUUAAUAUUCCAUAUAGUAUGUUUCUUUUUUUAAAUGAAGUCUUGAAAUCAAGUUGUAAUGAAUUCUGUUAAAGCACGAAGAAAUGACAACACAGGAGAAAGUACUGCUUGACAUAGCAAGUAAAUUGAUGAAACCAAAUAAAUGAUGGUAAAGAAUGAAAAAUUCUAAAAAGCUUCAGAUUAAUUUUUAUUAAAUUCCUGCAUAAUUGUUGUGUCAUGCACGAGGGAAGCUUUUUACGCUUUUACAUCCUAACUUUUAAAAAAUUACUAGUCUGUUUCUUAAUUCAGGAGUUUUUAAAGCCAGAGUUCAGAACCCUUUGAAUGUACUAGCAAAGUUAGGAAUUUGUAUGUAUGUGCAGCUGUCCACUUUUUUCUGGAGGGAAAAUCCAUAAUUACAGAUUUAUAAAGGGUUUGGUGACACUUCCUCCCACCCCACCCCCCCCCAAAGAAAAGUUAAGAACUGCUAACUUGAAAUGGUUUUAGUGCCACUGCAAGAAAUAGAGACCUGGAGUGAGUGAUUUAAGUCAUAAUGAAUGUCAAGUGCCUCUUUUUAUUUUCUUAAAGAUUCCAUUAGAAAAUACUUUCUGAUUAAUACUUUUCCUUUUCAUUCUGCUGUUGCAUUUUGUUUUUCCAGGUGGUGUUUUAUAUAUUCUCCUCGUAUUUCAACAGAGUAUUAAUCAAAUAUCUGGGUGCCUAUUCUGUGUAGUGACCUGAGUUAGGUCUUGAGGGAUACAAGGUUGAAUGAAGCACAGAUCCUAUCGUCAAGGAUAACAGUCUAGUGACAGUUUUAUUUCAAAUGGUUUCUAUAGGGUCCGCUCUUAAUAUAACAAUGAGAACAGCCAUAGCAGCCAAGACUCAUUUUAUUAUUCAUUGCUCUGACAGUGGCAACAAAGGGUAUUAAAUAUUGAUAGCUGAAAUUUUUAAAUAGACGAUAAUUUGGAACGAGUGAAAAAAAUCUUACUAAGGAAGACAUACAUUCGUGAUUCUAAUUUAAGUAUCUUAGUCAUAUAUGUAUGCUCAUGUCUCUAACUCUUAGUGUCCUGGGUGUUAAGUAGAGCUUUCUAUAUAUAUGUUCUUUUAAAGAAAACACUUGAAUGCAUUGUGGCUGUGCCCAUUUUUACUGGCAUGGCUCCUAUUUGUACUGUGUUCCAAGCACCUUCAGGAUUGCCAGAGCUCUCUUUUGCUGUGAUACAGGUCCAUAGGGAGCUACUCCCACAGAGGCAUUGCCUCAGAAAGCCAAGAGAAAGGAAUGAAUUGCAGGCGCAUAGAAAUCUUAAAAUGAAGACCACUCUGUUAUAUGUGCAUACAUUAAAAACUGGGGGAUGUUUUAUCUCGUUGAGUUACAAGGUUUUAAAUUUUUUUAUUUGAUCUUGAAGUUUCCCCAAAUUUGCUUAAUUGGCUUUAAGAGAUGGAUACCAUACAGUUGAAAGCACAAUAACUUUUUUGAACAAUUAUCUUAUCAAGAGGUGAUAGCCCAAAGCAAUGAUACCUGUGUCUUUUUCUAUAAAAUAUGGACCGAAACCAGUUACUCAGUGUCAAGUCCUCUGCCCUUAGUGCUGUGUCUUGCUUCACUCAGCCUUUGUAUCUGAAUGAGUACCUACUACAUUGUCUCCUUGUGCUGAGUAAAUGGCAGUAAUAUAUGCAGGUAUUUACACAUGAAAUGUUUAGUGAACUAACCAAACACCAUGCUGAUACAAAAGGAGAAAUGGGAAUUAAAGAAGUUAAUGUAAGCUGGCUCAGGGAAAGCCUUCACUAAAAAAGUAUGGGGCUUUUUGAUUUUGAAGGAUGGCUGAAAUGUAGAUAAUGGAAGGGGGAAAUACAAUAAUGGGAACAGAUGAACAAAGAACCAGGGACAGAGAUUGGAGUGGUCCCUAGGGGUUAGGAGAGAAGGACAGUAGGGAGAUGGACUCGUCUGAAGUGUACAGGUCAUACGGAGAGGUGGAGUAAGUGCUCAGAGCCUUGAAAACGAGGAAGAAUAGUUAAUUCAGAUGUGGAUAUGGUCAAUAGUAGAGAACUAUAGGUUCUUUGGUAAAGAUGGAACUUGAUUGUAGCAUUUUAAGAAUAUUAAUUUGGUAAUGUGUUUGCUUGGAAUGAAGAAAAUGUUCUAGUAUGUUAUUGCUGGCCAGUGCAAAUAAGAUGGCCUGGAUUAGAACAGUAAUAGUAUAAGAAUGGAGAAGAAAUUAUGAAUUAGAAGCCAGAAAACAUGAAAUCUAAGAAAAGUCCUUCAGGUUUGUCUUUAAAAUGUACCUUUCAUAAAAGUACAGAUGGAAGCCAGAUUCCUAGGAUUCAUGAGGAAGUGUCAAGGAUAUGGAUACAGAAAUUAUUGAUAACUUACUUAAGACAUUUGGUAACUAAGGGAAGGAGAAAAAUAAGAUGUUUAUUAGAUGGGUGGUAGGUAUUAGAAUGCAUUGCUUUCAGAUAAGGUGGAUAAAUAUUCCAAAGCAAAACAUAAAGGGCCAAUUGAGAGGAAGACUUGGACAGUGCUAAGGAGAAGGUAGGCCAAUCCAUUAGGAUUACGGAUUUUGGUAGUGCUGGGAAGAGAGAAGUUCCUGAGAUGAGGUUAGGUUAUAGGUUUAGCUUCAGAGAGGAGAACCUUGUUCUCUGUAAGAACAAGCAAAAAAUCUAGCAGAGAGUAUGCAAGAUUAGAGAAAAUGAGAAUAGAGGAAAGGACUCAGAUCAGUAAUUAUUGAAUGCGUGGUGUGCGAGAAUGGGAGUGAAGAGCAGAUAUGGGAUUCUGUAAAGAAAGGCGGUCAAAUAAAUCUGUAAGAAUAAGCCUAGAAGUGCAUCAAAGAGAAAUUCGAGAAUUGCUGAGUAAAGAUAAGGAUCAAACUUAAAACUUGUAGAGUUCAAAUAGGUAUGGUCUUGUAUGUUUCUCUGGUUGUGCACAAAGCAUCAAGGAUAGACAAAGCAAAUAUUGAAAGUUUGGUUAAAAGAAGAAGAAAGGGAUACAAAGAUAUUCAAGAAGACAGCAUUGAGGGGUGCCUGGCUGGCUCAGUCGGUAGAAUGCAACUCUUGACCUCGGUGUCAUGAGUUGAAGCCCCACAUUGGGCCUACAGCCUACUUAAAGAUUGUAGAUAGAUAGAUAGAUAGAUAGAUAGAUAGAUAGAUAGAUAGAUAAUAAAAGUUUAAAAAGAAAAGAAGACAGCAUUGAAACACCUAAUCUUGUGGUCAAGAAGAAAAAGAACCAUUGGUGUGAGGGUGUUGAAGGGAGUUCAGUGACUUUAGAUUUUGGUGAGGAUAAAGAACAGGCAUAGUGUUGUUAAAGGACUGACAGAUUAGGAGACUGUGGUCAGUAUGAUGACCAUUCAGUAUUGAGCGGUGAGUGCGAACCAAGGAAAGGGUGGUAGAUAAAUGUCUAACAUUCCCCCUUUGGAAAGGUGGCUGGCUUUCACAACCCCUGUGAUCUCUUAUCUACUCACUUUUCUUCCAGUCAUUUCUUGAGAGUAAGAAUGCAGACUGCAUGAGAGAGAACUGAGAAAGCGUGAUACCACUUGGUGAAUCCUGGGUCGGGUUUUUGUAAGUCAGUGACCCGAAGGAAAAUGUCCACAAUGGAAUAAACGUUUCUUCCUCAGCACAGCAGGGUGUGGAAGCAGAAUGUAGGGGAAGGCUUGGGAAGAGCCAGGGAUGAGACCGGACAGGUAUAGGUGAGCCCAGUGAGUGUGAGGGAUAGUAGACCUGUUUCAUGCUGUGGAAGAUUUAGAGGCAGUGGGUGUGGCAUGUGAUGAGGCAGAGUUGAAGAGCCCAUGUUACAAGUGUAAGCUAGUUUCUCCCAAGUGCAAAACUGAAAAGAACCAGCUUUCCACUUACAUAGGGAAGGUUUCUCUUCUUACUUGGUGGUACUGGGUCAUUCUGCUUUAUAUAGCAGAUUGGAAUUAAGUACUAUAUUUUUGAAGAGUAGCAAAGAAAUUCAGAACUUUAUCAUAGAAGAUUAUAAAAGCAUUUUGACAGUUUGUCCCUCAAGAGAAUAUGCUAUGUGAAUAGAUAUAAACCUGCAAGUUACUGAACUAAUCUACUUUUAAGGUUUGUACACUUAGAUGUGACCUUUAGGAAAAAUUGCUGAAGAUAAUAAUGAAAUAGGGAUGGAGAUAGAGAUAAAUGACAUUUUUCCCUCAUUUAAUUAAUAGCAAGUACGCCUAGCUUGGAAGCAUUCUUAAUUUAUUGACAUUAAAAUAUUUUUCAUUAAGUCAUCACUGGACUUGUUUCAUAUAUGUCAGCUGAAAUAUCAACUAUGACAUGUAAAAGUGGUAAUACCUGAAAGGGCAAAUCAUUGCUCAGAAAUACUGUUUGUGAAACUGUGCUGAUGGAUCGAGAAGCCACUGCUGCUUAGAUCUUCUUUCUGCCCUGUGAUUUGCUGCCACGAAUAUUAUUCUUAGCAACCAUAUAUUGCUGGAUAUACCAGGCUUUAAUGCCAGUGGAGCUUUUCCCAAAGAAUUAUCCUGAGAGUUCAUUUCAUAAGGGGAAUCUGUUCUGUUCCAUAGUGUUUUAGAGCAUCUACCCUGGGUUCGAGUUCCACAGAAAUCUAGUCUGUAACUGCUAGUUACCUAGAACUGAAGACAGGCCCAAGCAAUCUAAGCUACUUGAGAAUUGAACUGAAGUACCUGGAAGUUCCACGAAACAGCUGGAAAUCGCUGUACUGAAAGAACCAGUCCAUUCUCUCCAGGUUCCUUCAGACCAUACUUCCUAAGGCAGCCAUUGACUUUACUUUGUUCUUAGUCCACUUGACAUUUUAUGAUUAUUCGAAGGGUUCCUGGAAGCUUUAACUGACCCAGGAAAGCACCGUGCUUAGAACAGUGGUUUUGCUCCAGCUCGUGUUUGGUACCCAGGCCCACUGUUGUGCUCUUUUAAAAAGCAACACCACAAAAGCUCCCCCCCCCCAUAAAAUUUAUAAAGCCUUUAGAGCACCCAGUACCUUUUUUUGUUCUAUUGAGGUAAAACUCACAUAACAUACAAUGAACUGCUUUAAAGUGUACAAUUCAGUGGUCUAGUACUGUUCUUUAUCUCCGUGUUAAAAUAGCAAAAUAACGCACUCCAGCCAUGAGAAUUUUGACCAUUCCUUGUGGGGCUGUGUGCAUCUCAUCUAGUAGACUUGGUGUUUUACCCUAUAGGCCGAAAGGCAAAUAUUAAACCUUCAAAUACUCCAUAACUCUUCACAACAGUAUUACCUAAGCUGUGCGUAGAGCAACUUUCAUAGACUGCCCUUUCGAAAGGGGGAAGAAGGCAAGGAGCUGUUAGGUAAAAGAGCUUUAGUGUACAUGUUUUCCUGAGUAGGUAAAAAGGUUUGAAGCACCUGUCUGAAUAGUUUUCAAAUGGCAAUAAUAAUCUCUGUGUCUUUGUGACAUUUGAUUAGUGUUAUGUAAGAAAAGGUUUGCUUAGCAAAGGUAUACUAUAAGUGUAGCUCUCUCUAUGGAUGUGAGCUUGAAAGUGUGUGUGUGUGUGUGUGUAGGUUUAUACUUAGUACUUUUCAUUUCAAUCCACUUGGUGAAUGUAGCAGAGGAAAAAGUCUCAGGCCAUUUUUCUGCUACAUUUCGUAUUUAUUCCUGCUAUGUUCUGAUUAAUUCAUGUGUUUGGGAUAAAUGAUGCAUGUAUAGUCUGUUUCUAAAUUUAUUUUUAAAGAAAUACCCUAUUUAAAUGUAGUGAGGUUACAGUGUGGGUGCCCAUCUCACCUCUGGCCAUAUUUUAUAUGAACAAAUAUUUUCAUAGCUUUUUCUAAUCAGAUUUCACUCUCACUACUAAGCAUACCCAUCCCAUGUCACACUCUUUGGGAAAACCUAAGGAAAGGAUAGUAAGAAAACUUUGUAUUAGAAUAAAUUUCAGAGCUUUGAAAUCUGUGACAUAGUCUUUAACAAUCUGCCUUUUAAAGACUAAGUAAUAAUGAUAAUAAUAAACAAGGCUCAGAAGGAUUGUGAUUUGCCCAUAAUCACUUUCUAAAAACAAUUUAAAGUUCUCUUAGCCCUCACCAUCUGAAUUUGCUUUCAUACAUGUAACUCAAGGAGAAAAAAAAAAACCUCAAGAUUCAGAAUAUAUUUCUUCUCUAAACUUUGUUGUGUCUUACAGUUUGAUUAUUAUAGUAGUACUCGCAAGUCAAGGGCUUUCAACUGUGAAUGUCAGUGCAAAUAAUGAAGUCUUUCAAAGUGUCCAUCUACUGACGACUGUUACCACAAAUCCUGUAAGUUGUGGAAACCUGUAUUAAAUGUGACCCAGUGAUCUUGGAGUAACUUCAGUGGGGGUGGUGGGGAGGGGGGCAUAACCUUGCAGGUACUCUCAAUGUAGACUUAAAUUAAUUACCAAUGUGAGAACUAAAAUAAAGGGUAAAACAGAGGUGGAAUUAAAUUUACCUAGGAUUUUCCUGCAGUGCCAAAGAGCAUUUAAGGACCAGCAUGCAUGAUCACUAGACUGGUGACAUCUCUAAUAUGACAGAAUGAAAAAAAAAAAAAAUCUUACAGUAAUGGCACCAAGAUGUACUACACUCACACUAAAGCUGUCAUCUCAGACUCAUCUUGAAGAACUAUAUGCUACACCAUGUAAAAUGAUAGCAUAUCUGCUGAUAAUGUUUUCAAUCAAGGAGGUUGUUGUUUUCAGCAUAAUGAAACAGAGGGAAAGCUCCACAAGGAUUUAAAGAUGAUAAUACCAUCACCAUCUCCAAGAAGAAAUGCAGGAAAGCUGACUGCAAUCAACUUUUGUAGCCUAGUGCGGUUUCCUUGUAUGGUGAGAUCUUAUCCCGAGGACUAUGCUAACAUUUACACUCUGUUUCUGGUCUUGCAUACUGAAAUCAUGUGUCUAUGGAGCAGAAUAUAGUGAUCUGGAACAUUACUGGGAUGUUUUUAAACAUUGUUAUUUUAUAUGUUGGCCCUUGUAAGAAGACCUACACCCUGGAGCUGUUAUUUUUUUCUUUAUUACAUCUAUACAUUGAGUAUCCAGCUAAAGGUAAAAGAGGCCCAGGGUUAUAACUUCAUCAAACCAAAUAGGAAGUUUUCUUACUAGCCUUAAGCAGAAUGUUGGGCUACGUACCAUUGUUCCACUUAUGUUAAAACAUAGGUUUUAAUUAAAACUUAAAAAUAUGGAUUACUGGUAGAUAUGCCCUAGCAGGCAUCCUUCCAACCCCCAGCUUAGGGUAAGCUUUACUACCAGGUAUGUUUCCUUUUACUUCCAAGCCAUUAAUAUUCAUUACCUAAUGUAACCGUGGUCUUUCCCAGACCUGGAUAGGUAUAACAUAUCUUGAAUUUUAGUGUAGUCAAUACUGUUAUGUGUAAACUCCAAAGACCUCACCUAUGUGUUAAAUGAGAGUUGAUUGGAAUGAAGCCUAUUACUAAAAUAAGCAAAGGUCUCAUAAUUUCCAAAUAAAUACAUCCAUUCCUGCAACCUUUAUUUCAUAACACACUUCCAGGUUUUAAUUCUUGACCACCAUGAGUCUUCAUCCAAUACCUUGUGUUCAUUUCACUGUCCAGUUUUUUUCUUUCUUUGGCCAAACAAGAAAAUCCUCUUUCUCCGUGUAACUUUUCGUAGUUAGAGAGGGAGUUCUCAGCUCGAUCUUCAUGUGUACUCCCUGUAUGAUUUCCCCACAGGAUCCCUGACAGGCCUCAACUUUCCCUUUUCAAAGGAGAAAGCUGUCUCCCUCUCAGGCUGCUGAGUGUUUAUUCAGAGUCUCUGUGAUCAGUUACCUCCUAGUUACCUCCCCGGUAACCAGUCUGUCACCUUUCAGCUCAUUUCCAAACUGGCAUUUAGUUUUAAGUGAUCAUGUAUCAUUUUUCUUUUCUUUCUCUCUUAAAAACAGCACAUUUGAACAGAAAGCAUAGUCUGAGUUUUGGAAUAGACUAACAACCAUUGUACUGUUAAAUGUUGAAUUGAUAGAAGAUUUUUGAUGAUGUAAGACCAUAUUAUCCACUUUCCCCAACUUCUGAGUGAUUCUAGCUCUUUUAAAAAUCAUUUAAUACUUCUAGACUUUAUGACUACGAUUCCGUGUUUUACAAAUAUGUGUAAUUUUUAAUUAAAAUUUUUUCCACUAAGAUGUUAGUUCUAGUUCAGUAUAAGGUUUCAGGAUAUGGUGAAAUAAGAAUUGUUUCUGAUUUGAAUUUGAAACUGUAUUCAUCUGAUCUUCUUUGCUUCCUGCCUUCUUCACAGUAGGGCUCAACAUUGAGAGUUGGUCUGUCAAGACCAUCUUUCGCAAUCUUUUUCAAAUCCAACUAGAAUAAAUCAUAGCUAAGGAUGAACACUUAAAUAAGUGUAUAUUUUAAGUGAUUUUUAAACUAAGGCCCCUUAGUGGACUGGUGGUGAGCAUUUGAGUCAUUUAAUUCAUCAUGGUGUUUUGAAUUGUUAAUCUCUACAGGAGUAUUAUCUUUUGUAGAUCCGGAAAGGAUGUGUUCUUAUUAAGACUAAUUCUUUUUAAAUUGAGACAUCAUUUGAGAAUUGGAAACACAGAAGUUUUUAGUUUUCCCUAGUAUGUGAAUAAGUGGUAAAGAGGAGGAAACAGCAAAAUAGUCUUUUUUUAAAUUAGACAUUUUGUAUAGCUAAAAUCACUAAAUUUUAAAAUAUACAUGCUUGGUUUGGAAAUCAAACAUUUAUUUGUAAAAGAGUCCCAAACUUUAACAAACAUCUCUUUGCUUGUAAAUAGUACAAUGAGGAAGAACUCUUAAAGAUGUGUGCUUGCUUGAUCUGUUGGGUUGGAAAUGUUUAUCACCAUAAUCAUCACCAUGACUAUACCUAUAUCUGUUUCAUUUAGUUUUAGUAUAAACUAAUGAGAAAGCUAUUUCAUUUCCUGAAUUUUUUUCCUGGAAAUUAAAAAAUAAAGUAAAUUGUUGUUUUAAUGCCUGAAAUGAUACUUUUUAAUCGAAGCAUGAAGUCAUAGCUGGGUUAUGAAGAAUUUGUCAAUUAAAAUCAUGUUUCAGAAAAUGGAUAAUUUUAGUCUUUUUUGGGGAAUUUUUCUGACUUUGAUUUAAAUCCAUAAGAUAGGAGCCGUCUUUCAGAAAGAGAUGAGACUGAUCUUCAUUGUCAAAAUAAAAGUAAGCUGUGUAA